ACCCCUCAUUCAUUCCAUCAUUCAUCUUUCAUCACACACUCUUGUUUCUUCUUAUCAAAUUUUUCCCUCAACUACUAGGUACUAUUUUGUGAUUUUAAUAAUCCACAUUACUUAUUAAUUCCACUUGCCAAAAUCCCAAAAUCAAAACUGAAUCUUUGAAUAUCUUGAUAUUUCGUCGACGCGACCCCCAAUAAUAUUCUACGCUCAUUAAAAUCCCCUCGGGCCUCUGUUAUCAAUACACAAACCAUCCAUCUAUGACAAUCAGACCAAAUCAAAUGAACAACAUAUACAACAAGCAUUACACACUUUAAAUCUUACGCCCCUUCUCGCGAGUCAGUCGAUAUUCAACCAUCGAUCUGUGAAUCUAUUUCGAAGCUUAAUCGAUUGCGAAGCGUGUAAAUCCACUCACCCGAAAAAAAGAGAUACUCGAACACGAUGCCUGUCGCAGCCUUGAAUAUUUUGCCCACGGCAGCAUCAUCAACGUCAACAAUACGGAAGUCGUCCCUCGCUCCAGAGAAGAAGUACAAAUGUCAGUUCUGUAAUAGAGCCUUCAGCAGGAGCGAACAUCGUAGCAGACAUGAAAGAUCACGUAAGUUUUUGAUGUUCCUUACACCCCUUUUAGCUUCCCCUCUUUGAAUCGAAUCGCGUGGUGGAUUCAUCGACACCGAAUUGCGACAAUCAUCAAAUUCUUUUCGAUGUUCCAUCGCGGCGAUUGAGUAUUAUGCUAACAUCGUUCCUGCAGAUACUAAGGAGCGCCCAUUCAAGUGCAUGAAGUGUAGAAGUACCUUUGUGCGACGCGAUUUGUUGCUUCGACAUGAUCGGACCGUACACGCUAAAGACGGCGGUGUUCCUUUGCAUAGCGAUGUAAAGCGACGUGCCGGUCCGAAGGCAUCUGUUGUAUCGGGCUCAGCGAAAUCAGCUAUCGCUAUCGACACAUCGGCCCUUGAACAGAUCGAGGCCAGUAGCGAUGGGUUAGUUGAUCUAGAGACCGCCGCUAUGUUGAUGACCGACCUUCACCACAAAGCUACUGCGGCGAUGCGCAAUGCAGGCGUAGGCCCAUAUGAGAAUAGACCUGGAAUGGCUUUCACUCAUAAUGGUACUCCGCUCAUGGAACCAUCCGUCACAUAUCCUUCGGGUGCAAUUUCGCUUCCACAGGUCCCGUGGGACUCUUUCAUGCCUCAAUCUGUGACCGAGCCAAAGUCUCAUUCAAUUACCUCGGGUGCCUCUGGUUCCCAAGAUUCCCAUGCGUCUUUUACAAGUGGCAGUUCGAUGCAGCCUCAUCCGAACCAGCUUCCACCCAUCGUUAAACACAAGGCGUCAUCGAGUUACAAUGGCCUUGUCCCCGCGUUACAGUCGAUGAUUGACUCGUUGCCACCUUCAGUAACUUCCACUCCUCAACUGUCCCCAAUGCAACCACGUUCCGAAGCAGCAGCCAUGAGAGCACCCCAAGUGAUGAGUGAUGACGAACGCAAUAUUAUCCUGGAUAAUAUCCGUGGCCAUGAUAGCGAGCGAGCAAUCCCAGAGGGCUUCCGUCUUCCCCCCUUGGCGAAUUUGAACCGAUUUCUUUCGACCUACUUCAGCUUGUUUCAUCAUCAUCUCCCUUUCUUGCAUCCCUCAACUUUCAAGCCUACGCAAGUUUCGCCACCACUGCUGCUUGCGGUUUUAUCCAUUGGUGCUCUCUAUGCCUUUGAUCAAGACCACGCAUACAUGAUGCACAUUGGUUCCAAGGUUCUCGUGAACCAAUUUUUGCAAAACAAGGAAAAUUUCAGCUCACGCAAGUGUCCUUUGUGGACCAUGCAAAGCUCGCUCCUCAACAUGAUCUUCGCCAGCUGGAGUGGAGACCCAAAAGGGUUGGAAUGGGCUUGCUCAAUCAAGAGUUUACUUGCUAACAUGGUUGCCGGUAACCGUUAUGAGCUAAAGCUUCGCACCGAUGCUCGUGAAGGUGCUGCGCCUACGCGAUCUGAAUGGGUAGAAGAUGAAGGCUGUCGACGAACGUACUAUGCGGUAUACAUCUUCUUUGGAUUACUGACGCUGACCUACAACCAUACUCCCGCCAUCAGUUUCAACGAAUUUGAGGAUCUGCAACUUCCUUCGACCGAAGCGAUGUGGAACCUUAACGUUUCCGACGAAGCUACCUGGAGAGAGCACCUCAAAGCUGCUGAAAUCCCAUCAUUCAUGGAAGCGCAUGCCAAUCUGUUCCAGGGUGAAUCCUUACGCUACAGUGCCUUCGCAACUCGUGUCAUGAUUAAUGCACUCUUUCUCGAGAUUUGGUACCACAAGCGCAGCCCGGAAGCACUCCAAGACAUGGUCCUGGAAUUUAAACUCCGACUUGCUUUGGAGACAUGGGAGAAGUCGCUUGACCUUUGUGAGCCUGAAAUCGUUUCAGUUCCACUCAACGCCCCUCACAAAGGACAUCCAUUGAUAUUUAAUGCCAUGGCCCUGUUCCGCAAUGCCAAGGCUCGUCUGGAGGUUGACCUCAAGUCGAUCCAAGAGGUCUUGAGGUAUCACGACUCUUAUGAAGUCGCUGCUGCCAUGUCAAAUGCAAGGGAUAAGGUCAAGAGAUCUAGCGAGAUGAUCAAGGUCAUUCAAGAGUGCUAUAAUUGCAUCGAGACGGCAGCCAUUCAAGGAAUUCGUUGGGUUGCGAGGACUUCUGCUACUAACUGGAGUAUCGAGCAUCCUCUUUGUGGCUUAGAUCUCAUGGUAAUCCUCAGCUUGUGGCUUUAUCGCCUGGAAAAUGACGAGGAGCCUCCAACUGAGGAGGAAACGGCCAUGCACAACAAGAUCCGAGCUCUCUUUGAUGAUGAUUCUGUUGGAUAUAGCUCCAAGCUUAGUUCCACAGUCGCUCGUGUCUGGGGUAGCAUGCUUGAUGAAGUUGUUGUCUGGGGGUAAGUCGCAACAUUCGCCACCAAAAUAGUCAUUAUGCUAACAUGUGUAGAAUCACAAAACUUAUGGGAGAAUCCUUUCGACUUCAUUCUCAAGCCCUUGUGGGCUAUGAAGAUGACAUUGAAGCUUCGGACGUGUCAACACCCUCCAUGAUCUCUCAGGGAAUGGAUGACGCCGAUGAUAGCGUGUACUAAGAUUGAGUUUCCUUUAAUGAUUGCUAUGAUUUCCUAUUUCUUUUCCUUGAUAGACUCGGUUUUGAUAUCCCUCUUCUCUUUUCACCUCACGCUCUUGGUUUUGACGAGGUCGUCGGUUUAUCUUUGGCACUUUCUUUUCUCUUUCUUUGCAUAUAGCGAUUUUACUUUCGUAUUAUUUUUUUCUCAUGAGCAUUUCUUUUCAAGGGGUUACGGGCAACAAUACGGGGCUGGUCGGGCAUAUUGGGCUUUUCUUCAUUUUCGUCUCAUCUCACGCGCCCUGGCGCACCUAAUGUCUCUACACUCAUACUCAUGGCUGGCCCACUGGUGUUGUUUCUGCCCUUGUCCUAUUAGCACUAUCCACUUUAUUAAUUGUUUUUGUCUCCGGUCCUCAAUUUCACCUCGAUACCUUGUUCGAUAUACAUAUGGUUUUUGAGUUUGUUUUUUUUAAAGCUUUUUAUCUCUCUCAAGCACUUUUGGUCAUAGGUCUUGCGAAACGUUUUUAUGCGUCGAUUGAAGUUUUCAUGGAUUUUAUUUGCAUGCUGGUGAGGGGGAAAUUGGAUUUGGUUGGUUGGUUGGUACUCGAUAACCUAGGCGGGGCACAGAAAGGUUUAAUGUCGCCUGAUGGGGAUCGGGACAGCACUGAUCGUGCAUGUACAGAUAGUCAGUAUCUCAGCAUCUUAUCAAUCAAUAUUACAUGUCUACUCC
Messenger RNA from Sclerotinia trifoliorum, 3782 nucleotides. Lineage: Eukaryota; Fungi; Ascomycota; Leotiomycetes; Helotiales; Sclerotiniaceae. The record is from the annotation of a GenBank genome assembly.